CCACACCCUUUUUAGGUUAACUUAAAUUUGCAAAAAGAUGCCUAAACUCCUACAAGGCAUUGUCACUGUCGUCGAUGUUUUCUACCAAUAUGCUACCCAGCAUGGGGAGUGUGACAUGUUGAACAAGGAAGAGCUGAAAGAACUUUUGGAAAAUGAGUUUCGCCAAAUUCUAAAGAAUCCAGAUGAUCCAGAUACUGUAGAUAUCAUCAUGCAAAAUCUGGAUCGAGACCAUAAUAAACAAGUGGAUUUUAUUGAGUAUCUUCUGAUGAUCUUCAAGCUAUUUCAGGCUUGUAAUAAAAUCAUUGGCAAAGACUACUGCCAAGCUUCAGGGUCAAAGCAGAAAGAUCACAGUCACCAGCACCAAGAGGAACAGAGUGAAACAGAAGAAGAGGAAGGAAAAGGGCAAAAAUCCUCUUCCACUUAUUCAAGUUCAAGUGCAGGAGAGAAUGGUUCCUAUUCCAGGGGCUCCAGAGGAAGCACUGAGCAUAAGCCUAGGUCAACCUCCAGAAAACUGAGGCAUCAAGGAGACUUGUCUAGUUCUGAGCACAGGGAAAGCUCUGAGGAAAGGACAGAGUCAAGUUCAAGCCACUUCAAGAAUAGUGAAAAAAACAAGCAUGGCUCUCAUCAACAAUAUAAGAAAAAAGGAGGCCAGUCCCCUAACCAACAGCAUCAUGGAUUCAGCUCAGGGAGCUGCGAAAAACAAGACUACCAGUCAAGUUCAAGUGACCUUACUAGUCAACAACAAAAAUAUGGUUCUGAACCAAGACAGUCCUCAAGUUAUGAAAAGUAUAGGUCUGAAUCAGGCAAGUUCACAAGUAAUGACAAAAAUCAAUCAAGCUCCUAUCAGUCCUCUACUCAGAGAAAACUUAGCAGCAGCUCUAGUCACCAGCUAGGAAACUAUGGAAGACAAAAUCAUGGAUCUGGAGCAGGUCAGUCCUCUGCCUUUGGUCACCAUGGGUCUGGCUCAGGACAAGCUUCCAGCCAGGGUCACCAAGAGACUAGAUCUGGAGAGUCUUCUGGCUAUGGGCAAUAUGGUUCUGGGUCCAAUCAUUCUUCUAGGCAAAAAUACCAUGAAUCCAACUCAGGUGGUCAUUCAGGGAGUUGUGAAAAUCAAACACAUAGCUCUGGAUCAGGUCAAUCCUCUAAUUAUGGAAAAUAUGGAUCUGGCUGUAGCCAACCUCCUAGUCAGAAAUACCAUGAGUCCACCUCAGGGAGUUAUGAACAAUAUGGGUCAGGGUCAGGUCAGUCAUCAAAUUAUGGACAGCACAGCUCUUCAACUGGUCAAUCCUCAAGCUUAGGUCAACAUGGAUCGAGAUCAGGUCAAUCUUCUAGCCAUAGUCAACACAGUUCUGGUUUAGAUCAGUCAUCUAGCUAUGGCCAACAGAGUUCAGGCUCAGAGCAGUCUUCAAGAUAUGGUCAAUAUGGAUCUGGAUCAGGCCAAUAUUCUAGCCACAGGCAACAUCAAUCAGGUUCAAGAGAGUCAUCUGGUUUUGGUCAACAAGAGUCUGGCUCAGGAGGAUCUUCUGGUUUUGGUCAACAUGGGUCUGGAUCAGGUCAGUCUUCUGGCUUUAGUCAGCAUGGAUCUGGUUUAGGUCAGUCCUCUAGUUAUGGAUAUCAUUGUUCUUCAUCAGGACAGUCAUCAAGCUGUGGCCAACAUGGAUCCAACUCAAGUCAGUCUUCCAGCGGUGGACAGAAUGUGUCUGGAUCAAGUCAGUCUUCUAGCCACAGGCAAUAUAGGUCUGGUUCAAGUUCAUCUCCUAGCAGUGGUGAAUAUGGCCAACACAGAUCCAGAUCAAGCCAAUCUUCUAGGCACAGGAAAUAUAGGUCUAGUUCACAGCAAUCUUCCAGCAGUGGUAGAUACAGGUCUGGCUCAGGUCAGUCUUCUAGCCACAGUCAGCAUGGAUUUGGAUCCAGUCAGUCCUCAAGGUACAGCCAACAUGGGUCUAGGUCAAGUCAGUCUUCUGGUUUGGGUCAAUAUGGAUCUGGUUCAGGAAAGUCAUCUAGGUUUGGGCAACAUGGCUACAGCUCAGGACAGUCCUCUGGCUUUAGUCAGCAUGGAUCUGGCCUAGGUCAAUCCUGUAGCAACAGGCAACACAUUUCAUCAUCAGGAGAGUCAUCAAGCUGUAGCCAACAGAGGUUCACCUCAGGUCAGUCUUCCAGCUAUGGUCAGCAUGGAUCUGGUUCAAAUCAGUCUUCUAACUACAACCAAUAUGGGUCUUCUUCAGGACAGUCCUCUGGCUUUGGUCAGCAUGGAUCUGGCUUAGGUCAAUCCUCUAGUUAUGGACAACAUGGUUCCUCAUCAGGACAGUCAUCAAGCUGUGGUCAACAUGGAUCCAGCUCAGGUCAGUCUUCUAGCUACAGUGGAUACAGGUCUGGCUCAGGUCAGUCUUCUAGCUGUAGCCAACAUGGGUCUGGAUCCAGUCAGUCUUCAAGGUAUAGCCAACAGGGGUCUGGAUCAAAUCAGUCUUCCACCUUUGAGCAACAUGAAUCUGGCUCAGGUCAGUCUUCCAGCUUUGGCCACCAUGGGUCUGGCUCGGGACAGUCUUCUCACUUUGGUCAGCAUGGAUCAGGUUCAGGUCAGUCUUCCAGCUAUGGUCACCAUGGGUCUGGUUCAGGUCAGUCUUCUAGCUAUGGUGGAUAUAGGUCUGGCUCAGGUAAGUCUUUUAGCCAUAGCCGACGUGGAUCUACAUCCAGUCAAUCUUCAAGGUUCAGCCAACAGGGGUCUGGACCAAAUCAAUCUUCUGCCUUUGGGCAACAUGAGUCUGCCUCAGGUCAGUCUUCUGGCUUUGGUCAACAUGGGUCUGGCUCAGGAGAGUCUUCUGGCUUUAGUCAACAUGGGUCUUGUUCAGGUCAGUCUUCUAGCUAUGGUGGACAUAGGUCUGGCUCAGGUCAAUCUCCUAGCCAUAGCCGACAUGGGUCUACAUCCAGUCAGUCUUCAAGGUGCAGCCAACAGGGGUCUGGAUCAAACCAGUCUUCUGCCUUUGGGCAACAUGAGUCUGGCUCAGGUCAGUCUUCUGGCUUUAGUCAGCAUGGAUCUGGCUUAGGUCAAUCCUCUAGUUAUGGACAACAUGGUUCUUCAUCAGGACAAUCAUCAUGGUGUGGUCAGCAUGGAUCCAGCACAGGUCAGUCUUCCAGCUAUGGUCAGCAUGGGUCUGAAUCAAAUCAGUCUUCUAGCUAUAGCCAACAUAGGUCUAGAUCAUCUUCCAGGCACAGGAGAUAUGGGUCUGGUCAAAGGCAGUAUUCUGGUUUUGGUCAACAUAGGUCUAGCUCAGGUCAGUCUUCUAGCUUUGGUCAACAUGGAUCUGGCUCAGGUCAGUCUUCCGGCUUUGGCCAACAUGCAUCUGGCUCAGGAGAGUCUCCUGGAUUUGGUCAGCAUGGAUCAGGUUCAGGUCAGUCUUCCAGCUAUGGUCACCAUAGGUCUGGCUCAGGGCAGUCUUCUAGCUAUGGUCAACAUGGGUCUAGCUCAGGUCAGGUUCACAGUGUCAGAGGUGGAGAAGUCAUGGACGAUGCCAAGGUCCCCCACUUUAGACCCCCUGAGUACACCGACAUGAAGCCCAGCCCAACGGAGGCCUUAGAAAGAAUGCAUUAA
This is a messenger RNA of Heterocephalus glaber (naked mole-rat), 3589 nucleotides long. RefSeq lists its product as uncharacterized. NCBI's taxonomy places the organism in Eukaryota, Metazoa, Chordata, Mammalia, Rodentia, Bathyergidae. The record is from RefSeq and is a predicted model, not a curated record.